Molecule: messenger RNA, 311 nt
Organism: Drosophila persimilis
Lineage: Eukaryota; Metazoa; Arthropoda; Insecta; Diptera; Drosophilidae
Exons: 2
Coding region: 2-220 (72 amino acids)
Source: RefSeq, a predicted model, not a curated record
AAUGAAGCAGUUCGCAUUGUUUGGCAUACUUUUGCUCAUCCUGGCCCUGGGACUGUCUGAGUGGCCCCAGCAGGUGUCUGCCGUGGCCCUGGCCCAGCCCCAGAAGGGCCCGAAAGCCCCUCCGAGUGGUGGAAGCGGCAAUCAGCAAAGUGGACAAGGCCAAAACGGUCAAAACGGUCAAAACGGGCAAAACGGGCAAAGUGGUCAAAACAAUAAGUAGACUGUGAAUGCUGUAGUUUGAAAGGAUAUCAAUCUACUGUAAUGCAUUGCUUUUGUUCGAUUUAAUAAAUAUUUUCACCUGCGAAAAUACA